GAGCACACGCCACCGCCCGCGCCGCCCGCGCCGCGCCGCUCGUGUCGCUCGACGCUCGCGUACGCUCGCUUUGGCUUCUGCCUCGCACGUGGCCCGGGAAACGAGAGGACGCGAUCCGCCCUGUCGCCCCGUUUCACACAACAUGCUAGACAUGAGCAGCUGGCGCCAGCAGCACGCAGGCUCUGAAUCCACUCGAGAUACUCGGUAUGAUCCCACCACAUACAUAUGCUUCCGUUCGUUGUGUAACAGCGCACGCCCUCGCGCCCUCACAGCGCACAAAGUUGGGGGGAGACACGCCGGCUGCGCAGAGGUAGGCAGUAUCCAGACCCCAUCUGAUCAUUCCGUGAUAAUCGUUUCGCGCGAUCGCGCCUCCCACAGGCGACAAGGCCACAAGGCCACAAGGCCACCAGUACGCAAGUGAACAGAGUGAUCAGCGCCGCGGUAUAGGGCUGUGGGCGCUCGACCGGCGCGAAGGCCGCACCUCUCGCAUUUCGCAGGCUAAUCGCGGAUCGCGGAUCAAUCGCUGGCCGUGGAUCA
Messenger RNA from Cutaneotrichosporon oleaginosum, 537 nucleotides. RefSeq lists its product as uncharacterized. Lineage: Eukaryota; Fungi; Basidiomycota; Tremellomycetes; Trichosporonales; Trichosporonaceae. The record is from RefSeq and is a predicted model, not a curated record.